CCAGCCGCGCAGCCGAGGCCUACCGGCACAGCCGAUGUCUGCACCCUCACGACCGGGCCCAUCCUCUCCUCCCUCGCACCUCGCCCAGCCGUCUCCCCCACCUUCCGCCUCCAGCGCCUCCGCCUCCCACCCCGAGCCGUACGACUCGCCGCUCAAGGCCGCUCCUCCGACCUCGGCCAGCUCGACCUACGCCGCAGGAGGGCAGGAGACGGACGGGCCGGACGAGGCGGGCGAUGAGCGAGAAGACGGCGACCUCGGCUUGCGCGCCGGUCCUGCCGCUGUCCGGUCGUCGCCCGUCCGCGACAAGGGCAAAGGGCGCGCCGUCGAGGGCCCGUACUCGCACGUGAGGGGCGCGAGCGGCGACGUCGUGCUCGACAUGCGGCCGGCGGGAGACGAGGACGAGGACGACGAGGCGGCAGAGGAGCGCAGGAUCCAGCAGAACCUCGCCAAAUGGUCGCGCGCCGACGCCAAGCGGCGAGCCUCGCUGCGACGCUCCACCAAGCUCGUCAUGCCGUCCCUCCCUUCCCCUCCUCCUCUCUCGCCCACGUCCCUCGUCCGCCGCACCUCGACCCUGCUCCGCACCGGGAGUCGACGACGAGCCGGCAGCGGCACCGUCGAGGCGAGCUCGCUCGAAGCGGGCGACUUUGAGCUCGGCGGGACCGACGCCAUGCAGCUCGAGGAGGGCGUCGCAGGGCGGCGGGCGAGGAAGAAACUCAGCGUGCAGGUCGGUGCGGCCGAGGGCUCGGCGACGACGCUGGUGGAUGCGGGUCGGCCGAGCGGCAAGGGCGGCUUGGCGCAAGUCGGCGAGGACGACGAGGCGGUCCGUGCGGGCGGGCCCUCUCGGCUUCCGCCAGACGAGCGGCUCUCGCUCGACAACGCGUCGCUCGUGACGCCGACGAGCACGCACCACCCGUCGAAUCCGUUCUCGCCCUCCAACGCGUCGUUCGUCUCGCUCGAGUCGACGGCGACGGACCGCACGGCGCGCGCCGCGUCGCGCUUCAUCGAGGACCUGCCCGUCCUGCCGAGCUCGACGCCGUCGACGCCGCAGGGCUCGCCGACAAAGCGCUCGUCGAUGGCGCCGGGCAGCAACCCGUUCCUCGACGUCGUCGUCACCUCGCCGACGCCGACCCGCCCGGGCGCCCUCUCGCUCCGCACCGGCAGCAGCCACACGCUUCACACGGUCAACUCGAACGCGUCGACCGUCCACAUGCCGACGACGGCCUCGUUCUGCGCGCCCGCGCCUCCGCCACCGCGCACGCCCUCGCCCGCCUGGAGCUCGAACCACUCGACGCCCUUCUCGUCGCCGGGCCUGUACACGCCGGCCAAUGCUCGGCAACGUCGCCCGUCACCGCGCACGUCGAUGCCCUCGAUGCGUGCUGCGUCGCCCUCGUCGUCGGCGUACGGCGCGCAGCAGGAGCAGCGGCGGCGCGGCGGCGACAUCGGCGACGACGAUGAGGACGACAUUGGGUGGCUUGACUGGCUGUUGUGCGGGUGCUUCCGGGUCGGCGACGGGCAGAGAGACGGGCGGAUCGAGCAGCAGGGGCGGACGAACCCGAUGGAGUAGCUCGGGCGCAGGGGCCCGAGCGGCGCGAGCGCGGGCGGGACGGUCGGAUCUCGCGAGCCGUAGCACAUCGAGCU
Molecule: messenger RNA, 1638 nt
Organism: Rhodotorula graminis WP1
Lineage: Eukaryota; Fungi; Basidiomycota; Microbotryomycetes; Sporidiobolales; Sporidiobolaceae
Exons: 2
Coding region: 35-1564 (509 amino acids)
Source: RefSeq, a predicted model, not a curated record